CUUGUUUCGCAGGAGGGAGAUUUCCUGGUACGAACCCACCAUGUUGAGUACUGUGAUGGGGGAAUUCUGGAUCCUGAUGAUGUGCUUACAGACCUGGUAGAGGACAAGGACAAGCUGAUCGCUGUAUACGAGGAACAUGAGGCCCAGCAGAGGGGAGCCAUGAGUCCCGGGAUUGGAACAGGGACAAGAAGCAGCCUAAAUGGACAGUCCAGCCCAGAACCCUACGAAUCUGAACUCACCUGCUUCCAGCCAAUCAAAGGAGGAGAGAUCGAAGUCAACUCAUCUGCCCUCAAGUCCAGUACUCCUCUGCUGGUACGGAGCAGUAGCGAUUCUGCGCUUGGACCUCCUCAGAUGGAAGAUGGGAAUUGCAGAGCCAUGGGAAUCCACGUACAGACUGACAUGGACUUUACAGCUGAGGUCACCUGCAACAACAAAUCUGGCCCUUUCAGUGUCAACCUCACAAGGACGGUGGAGAUUUCAGGAGAACAAGGGCCUCUAGGAAUACAUGUGGUGCCUUACUGUUCCUCUCUCAGCGGAAGGGCUCUGGGUCUGCACAUUCGAGGGGUGGAAGAGAACAGUCGCUCCAAAAGGGAAGGCAUCUUUCAGGAUGACGAGUGCAUCGUUAAAAUUAAUGAUACUGAAUUAAUGGACAAAUCCUUUUCACAAGCACAGGAAAUAUUCCGACAAGCCAUGCAUUCAUCCAUCAUUCGUUUAGAAGUUGUUCCAGUUUUUAAUAAAGAACGCUUUGAGAAGAGUGUGAUCGGCCACCUCUUCAACUCAGAAAACCCUGAUGCAUCCACACGGACCAAAGACCCUCCACCGCUGAAUGUGAAGCCCAUCGUGAUGCCUGUGGAGUCCUCCUCAGGAUGUCAAGCUGAGUUUCAGGAGUCCAACAGCAGUCUAGAGGGUCGCUCUCUGGGCUCCCCAUUACCCAUCAGGCACUCACCCACCCCCAGAAGCAAAAGUGCUGACAGCCCCCUCCUGAAAAACAGCCUGGGACCAUCACCUCUACAAAACCACAACAAAAAGGGUGGAAAGAGGCUCAGAAUCGACCUUAAGAAAGGUCCUGAAGGUCUGGGCUUCACUGUUGUGACCAGAGAUUCUUCUGUGCAUGGGGCUGGUCCCAUCCUCGUCAAAAACAUCCUACCCAGAGGAGCUGCUGUCAAAGAUGGCCGCCUGCAAUCGGGUGACAGGAUCCUAGAAGUGAACGGUGUGGACAUCACUGGCCAUUCUCAGGAGGAACUGGUGGCCAUGUUGCGAAGUACUAAGCAGGGGGACAGUGUGUGUCUGGUUGUGGCCAGACAGGAAGACAUAUUCCUUCCACGUGAGCUGAAAGAGGAGCAGGCCCGCUUGCUGCUGUCUGAGGAAGGGAAGGAGCAGCUGAUGUUUGAGGUCCCUCUCAAUGAUUCAGGCUCAGCAGGGUUAGGGGUCAGCCUGAAGGGUAAUAAGUCCCGUGAGACUGGCGAGGACCUGGGUAUCUUCAUCAAGUCCAUCAUCCACGGAGGUGCAGCUUUUAAGGAUGGGCGUCUACGUGUCAAUGACCAGCUGAUUGCCGUUAAUGGUGAGACACUUUUGGGGAAGUCCAACCAUGAGGCCAUGGAGACCCUGCGGAGAUCCAUGUCCAUGGAGGGGAACCUCAGAGAAAUUAUCCAGUUGGUUGUACUCCGUGCUCUAGCACCACCUACCCAAGAGUUCCAGGAAGCACGGCAAAUUCUCAAUCGAUCCUUUGAUAGCUGCGUGGGGCAGGCAGGGCACCUCGGCCAAUCAGAUGGCAGCACUCAGCCCCCCAUGGUGAUGAACAGCAUCUAUGAGCGAUGUGCGGUGAGUAGUGGGGUGGAGUUGGGACCCACGCUAGGCCUGAAGAAGUCCAGUUCUCUAGAGAGUCUUCAGACUGCCAUGACAGAGGCCAAGAGAAACGAGCUGCUGCCCUUCCACAGGCACCGGCCACACAUGGUGAGAGGGCGUGGCUGCAACGAGAGUUUCCGUGCAGCAAUCGACAAAUCAUACGAUGGCCCGCCAGAGGAUGAUGAUGACGAGGGGUCGGACCAGAGCUCUGGACGAGAUACUCCGGCCAGCGGCUCCUACAGACAAGGUGCGGGAGACAAUGAGGAGAACAAGAAAGUCAAGAAGAAGAAGGCCAAAGGCAAGAAGAAAGACAAGUUGAAAAGCAAAGGAAAGGAGAAAGAGAAGAAUAAAUCAGAGGAGAUCGGUGAUGAGCUGGAUAAGAAGACCAAGAAGAAAGGAUUCGGGUUGCUGAGAUUUGGAAAGAAAAAAGAAGAGAAGAGCAAGACGGAGACAAAAAUGAAUGCGCAGAAGCAGAUGUCAGAAAUUCUGAGUGAGGAAGAGUUGGAGAGGAUGAAGGAAGAGAGAGAAAGAAUUGAGGCCAAGCACCAGGAAUUGAGGGAACGCCAGGUUCGGGAACACUUCUCCCCACCUGACGUGGAGGAUGAUGGCCUGGACCCGAACUACGCCCGCAUUAACAACUUCAGGGUGCGCGGAUCACCUUCCCAGCCACGGUAUGGUAACUGCAGCCCAUCCCCACAGAGACCCCCACCCCCAGUGUCCCACAGCAGAGAGCCAUCCACAGAAGACCCUUUGGACGGCCUGUACGCCAAAGUCAACAAACAGCGAAGCCUUCCGCCUCCUGCUGCAGGCAGCAGUAUGGACCGUAUCCAGCAGCUGAGGAGGGAGUAUCUCCAGGCUCGUAGAGAGGGAGCAGCUCCAGCCUACGAGGAACUCGAGGCCAGACAGAGAGGACCAGAGUACGACCCGCACAGAAUGCCAGUGAGAAACCCUGACCCCAGAAUGACACCCCGCUAUGAGGACGUCGAGCGACAGUAUGCCUCCCUGCCCAGAAGAGCACCAGUCGAACCUAAUGAGUAUCCCAUGCAGCCGUGGGCUGGACACAGGGACCCAACACCCUACCCAAAUCCACAGUCCGGCUACCACCCCAGAUACCCUCCCAGAGACAACUAUCCUCGCCUUGUGGACCCCCGGCAGAACGACUCAGGGUUCCAUCACCCUCCUCCACAGCAGAGAGGCCCGCUUCGACAGGACGUGCCCCCUUCUCCCACCAUACCCCUCCGAGGCCCUCGCUUUGACACCAUGAACCGUGGCGGCUACCGCAACAACAGCCCAGAGCGUUACGCGUAUGGAGAGGCGCGACACUCAGACCCAAGACAGAAGAGUCCAAUGACGGCGGCAGUUUAACCUCAACAUUUAUUUUUCACCCGGUGUACGAUGCUUCUAGAGCAAGCACCAGUGUGCCUACAGUUAUGGACAGGUGUUUACAUGUUUUUACUAACAAUUUGCUCUAUACUAUCUGAUCUUGAUAGCCAAAGCUACAUCUUAGAGUCCUGGCACAGCGUUUGCAGGGACAAUGAUCCAUAUGUAACUCAGUCCCACUCAGACGGUCCCUCCAUAUGUUUGUGUGUCUGUAAGAUUAAUGUUGGCCCUCAGAUCCAGAUAUAAACACAUUCCAGCACCACUUUUAUUAGAACAUUAUUGUUCAAUCUUUACAGUGAUCAUUUGAAACUCUGGUAUGGGUGUACAAAUGUGUGUCUGCUUUUGCUUAUGUUAAAUAUUUUAGAGCACUCCAUAUACUCUUUGAAUUUAACUUUUCUAUAAUGGAAGGAUAUUAAGCCACUAUACGAGAUUCAAAUCAACAUUGUGUCAUCUUAAAAUAUUUCUUAUUUGGUAUAUGUAUAUCAUGUAUAACAAAAAAGUACAACAAUUUCGUACUGAAAAUCGUAGUCUUGAAUAUUUUGUAAAAAUACCACAGUACAACUGUCCUUUAUGUGAAGUCAUAUAAACAAAGGAAGAUGAAGAAAAAGAGGUUGUUUUCUGGUAGAGGAAAGGAGAGUCCAAAGAAGCUCUGACACAGAGGAAGGAAGGGUGAGAACCGCUCGUCUUCCUGGGCUUACAGGAAGUUCAGGUAACAUGAUAAAUAAAAGUAUUAUUGAUUGUAGUAUGUGAUAAUCAUGUGAAACACAUAUGUAGAUUUUUACAAAACAGAAGUA
Sinocyclocheilus grahami is the source of this 4019-nucleotide messenger RNA. RefSeq names its product par-3 family cell polarity regulator beta b (gene pard3bb). Gene Ontology annotation, molecular function: phosphatidylinositol binding; protein binding. Gene Ontology annotation, cellular component: apical junction complex; adherens junction; cell cortex. Gene Ontology annotation, biological process: intracellular protein localization; establishment of cell polarity; establishment or maintenance of epithelial cell apical/basal polarity. The annotation marks the transcript as partial. The record is from RefSeq and is a predicted model, not a curated record. The transcript has 19 exons. NCBI's taxonomy places the organism in Eukaryota, Metazoa, Chordata, Actinopteri, Cypriniformes, Cyprinidae.